CUUCACCAACAACACAAAUAAACCCCUGUGAUCUGGACGUUUAAUCUUGUACCUGGGGUUCAGCGGUAACUCACUUUUGUGUUACCGGGCGAGUUUUCUGUUUUUCUUGUAUGGUAUCUCCUCUAGUUUCAUUCUGUAGACUGCCGUAUUGGAUAGAGGGUCUUGCCAUGCCCAAUUUACCCAAUCUUAACAGCUUUGGCAAACUGUGCGGCUCUGGCCUCAGUGACGACUCUGUGGUGCUGGACCGGGUGAAGCGCAAGAACUCAGUUCGGAGAAUGUCCAUUAUCGAAGAUGGGAACGUGGCUGAGGUGCUCUACCUCAUUCCCAAACAGUCCAUGAUGGAGCAGCUGCCCUUCCUUAACCCCAAUGAGUAUAUUAUCCUGGAGAAAAUGGCACCUCCUGACAUUGGACCCGUGGCCCAUCCUCAGGAACCGCACCAUCCACCAGAAAAACUGGUUAUCCAGUGCUAUAAGUGUGGGGAGCCAUGCAAGGGAGAGGUUCUCCGGGUGCAAUCCCAGCACUUCCAUAUAAAAUGUUUCACAUGCAAAGUGUGCGGUUGUGACCUGGCCCAAGGUGGUUUCUUCAUGAAGAACGGGGAGUACCUAUGCACGCUGGACUACCAGAGGCUACAUGGCACUCGCUGUAAUGGCUGUGGAGAUUUUGUUGAAGGAGAGGUGGUCACUGCUCUUGGGAAGACCUACCAUCCCACAUGUUUUGUCUGCACUGUUUGCAAACGGCCAUUUCCCGCUGGUGAUCGAGUCACGUUUAAUGGAAAAGACAGUCUCUGCCAGAGCUGCGUCCAGCAAACUUCCCAGACUCCCAAAGACAUCAGCGCCUCUAGUAACUGUGCAGGAUGUGGCAGGAAUAUAAAGAACGGUCAGGCUCUUCUGGCCUUGGACAGCCAGUGGCACCUCGGCUGUUUCAAGUGCAAGGCCUGUGGGAAAGUGCUGAGCGGGGAGUACAUCAGCAAGGAUGGUUCUCCGUACUGUGAGAAAGACUACCAGAUUCAUUUUGGCGUGCAGUGUGAGGCCUGUCAUCGGUUUAUCACAGGGAAAGUUCUGGAGGUGAGUUCUACAGUAUGGCAUCCAGACUGUAAGAACAACAGUAGAGUGGAAGAGAAGUACAGAGCAGCUUGGCAGCAUCCUAAAGGAAAACCCAGUCCGUUUGAUAUCUUUUACCCCCAGUCUCAGAUUCAGAGCCGGGGCCCAGGUGGCUCUCGACUGGGCCGGCAUCCCCUGGGCAGUCGUGAGCCCCUUCCACCCUCAGUAACAUCUCUGCACCAAUCAGAAAGGCAGCCCACGAGGUCAUCGUCUGAGAGUAUCUGUUCGAGACCUGGCUCGAGCAUCCCUGGAUCUCCAGGUCAUACCAUCUAUGCAAAAGUAGACAAUGAGAUUAUUGAUUACAAGGACCUAGCAGCCAUCCCCAGAGUCAAGGCCAUUUAUGACAUAGAGCGUCCAGACAUGAUAUCCUAUGAGUCUCUCCAUUCCACCUCCUCCACCCUGGAAAGACAAGGAAGGCGCAGCCCCGGAGAGCCUGUCAAAGCCUCAGGUGGCAGCCCUCCCAGAGGCAGAACCACAACCCUGCCACAAGACCCCUCCUCAUUGUCUGCAGAAACAUCUCCAAGAACACUGUCUCCCACCCCAUCCGCUGAGGGUUGUUAUGACAUGAGGGAGCGCAUCAUACAAAGAUCCACCAGUCAGGGCUCCAUCGGUUCUCCGGUUUACCACCGCCAUAACUAUAUACCCUCUCUGUCCAAGUCACCCCAGCACUUCCACAGACCAGGAAUGCUGAAGCUCUGCUCCUCUUUGCGCUCCAGCGACACGCGCCCUACCUCCCCUUUCCGACAUCACUUCCUCCCCCAUAACAAAGAUUCUUUCUGCAUAGGCACUGAGCCAUCCAGUGGCCGGAGUUCUCCUCUUUCCUCUCGGCCGGCCACCCCGACUCUCUCUCUGACCCCUAAACAUUUCCACAUCCCAGACCAAGGCAUUAACAUGUAUAGAAAACCACCAAUCUACAAACAGCAUGAUUCAGCUGCCCUGGCAGCCCAAAGCAAGUCCGCUGAUGACAUCAUCAAAUCAUCCAAGUUCCCCGCUGCCCACGCCCCCCAGCCGGACGAAACACCAAAGAUCGAGACCGACUACUGGCCGUGUCCUCCAUCCCUUGCUGCUUUAGGCUCAGAUGGGAGGAGUCGGUCACGGGACGAAGAAGAGGAAGAGCAACUGAAACGCAGACAUCUUCAGGAAGAACAUCUCAGCAAGAUCCAGUCUGGACUUGGGAAGCUCAUUCUGAAGGAGGAGAUGGAAAAGGAGAUGAACAGAGAGAGAAGUGCAUCUUUAAUGACUUUCUUUUUUUUUUGUCUGUGCUUCCAGCCCCAGUCUACAGAACUCUCUCAGUAUAACAGUUACGGGGAUGUGUGUGGAGGACAAAGAGAUUUCAAGCCCACCCAAGAUGCUCAAGAUUCCAUUACAAGAAUGGACAGGGGACUGUCUAUGCCUAAUAUGUUGGAAUAUAAAGUGUACCCACAUGAAAUGCUCACUGUCACCAACAGAGGGCGUACUAAGCUCCCGAAGGAUGUGGACAGGACGAGACUGGAGCGCCACUUGGCUUCCGAGACAUUCUUUGAUAUUUUUGGGAUGGAGAUCCAUGAGUUUGACAGACUUCCUCUUUGGAAGCGCAACGACAUGAAGAAGAAAGCCAAGCUCUUCUAACUAGCUGAUUGUGCAUGUUUUAAUUUAUCAAUCACUCAUAUGAUGUAUUAGAGCGAUAGUCCUAACUUUUUUUUUUUUUUUUGCAUCCAAUUACAUGCACAAAAAAGUUUUCUUUUGCUUCCAAAAGACCACUUUUUAUUUUCCCAAAUCUCGAUAUCUUUAUUUUUAAAUGAGUGAGUAUUCGAAUAGGAAUAAAAUGCGGUGCGCGUGACCCCUAUGAUGCGAACACACGAGCGCGAGGAGCUGAUGGUGUGCCUGCUCUCAUUAAACCUGCCUCUAGGACCAGAGAGAUUUAUCCUCCUCCCUCCUGGCCCUCUUGUAAAACAGGACUGUAAUUUUUUAGAUGGGGAACCGGGGCUGUCAGCAGGGAUCUCCCUCUAAACAGGCCGUUAAGGUGGUGGAGUUGUAGGGAUCCUGGAGCCCCCUGCUGCUGCGGACCUAACGAGACCUUUGAAGUGCGUUAAAAGCGGGAAGUGAGAGCUACUGAAGAUCCUCCACCUGCGGAGCCGAGCUUCUGGAAAGCAUUAGAAACUGAAAUCGGCGUCCUGUCCCACCAGCACUCUGCCGCCUCGUCACAAUCCUAAAAAAAUAUCUAGGCCUACAUGUAAAGUAGCAAGCAUGUUCACAAUAUCCAAAGCCCAAAACAGCACCCGAGAUAGAUGGAUUCUUUAUCCAAAAGCCACUAGUCUGAUAAUCAGAAGAGGUGGUGGUGAUGAUUAUUAUUAUUAUCAUUAUUAUUUC
Molecule: messenger RNA, 3449 nt
Organism: Sinocyclocheilus rhinocerous
Lineage: Eukaryota; Metazoa; Chordata; Actinopteri; Cypriniformes; Cyprinidae
Product: actin-binding LIM protein 1-like
Exons: 27
Coding region: 111-2708 (865 amino acids)
Biological process (GO): cytoskeleton organization; lamellipodium assembly; cilium assembly
Cellular component (GO): actin cytoskeleton; stress fiber
Molecular function (GO): actin filament binding
Source: RefSeq, a predicted model, not a curated record